Messenger RNA from Ornithorhynchus anatinus (platypus), 1362 nucleotides. RefSeq names its product transmembrane 7 superfamily member 2 (gene TM7SF2). The transcript has 10 exons. Gene Ontology annotation, cellular component: endoplasmic reticulum membrane; nuclear inner membrane. Gene Ontology annotation, molecular function: oxidoreductase activity, acting on the CH-CH group of donors, NAD or NADP as acceptor. The record is from RefSeq and is a predicted model, not a curated record. Gene Ontology annotation, biological process: sterol biosynthetic process. The coding region runs from base 6 to 1274 and encodes 422 amino acids. NCBI's taxonomy places the organism in Eukaryota, Metazoa, Chordata, Mammalia, Monotremata, Ornithorhynchidae.
CCGCCAUGGCCGCCGCCAACCGCCGCGCCCCCACCCCGCCGCAGCUGGAAUUCGGGGGGCCCCUGGGCUCGGCCCUGCUGCUGCUGCUGCUCCCGGCCACCCUGUUCCACCUGCUGCUGACCUGCCGGUCGGGGCCCUGCAGCCUGCUGAGCCUGCCCGCCCCGCUGCCCGCCCCGCACGCCUUCUGGAGCCCCCGGGCGCUGCUGCUGCUGCUCGGCUGGCUGGGCCUGCAGGCCGCCCUCUACCUGCUGCCCCUCGGACCGGUGGCGGAGGGCACGCGGCUCCCGGACCACACCCGCCUGCGCUAUCCCGUCAACGGCUUCCGGGCCCUGGGAGCCACGGCGGCGCUGGUGGGCGCGGGGCUGGCGGCGGGGCUGCCCCUGGACGCCCUGGUCGACCUGCUCCUGCCCCUGGCCUCGGCCGCCGCCCUCACGGCCGCGGCCCUCAGCGUCUUCCUCUACCUCAAGGCCCGGCGGGCCCCGCCCUGCGCCCUGGCGCCGGGGGGCAACACAGGCCACCCGCUCUACGACUUCUUCCUGGGCCGCGAGCUGAACCCCCGCGUCGGCGCCUUCGACCUCAAGUACUUCUGUGAGCUGCGGCCCGGUCUCAUGGGCUGGGCCCUGCUGAACCUGGCCCUGCUGCUGCGGGAGGCCGAGCUGCGGGGGGGCCGGCCCUCUCUGGCCAUGGGCCUGGUCAACGCCUUCCAGCUGCUCUACGUGGCCGACGCCCUCUGGCACGAGGAGGCCGUGCUCACCGCCGUGGACGUCACCCACGACGGCUUCGGCUUCAUGCUGGCCUUCGGGGACCUGGCCUGGGUGCCCUUCACCUACAGCCUCCAGGCGCAGUUCCUGCUGGGCCACCCGCAGCCCCUGGGGCUCCCCGCCGCCUGCGCCAUCUGCCUGCUCGACGCCAUCGGCUACUACAUCUUCCGAGGGGCCAACUCGCAGAAGAACAUCUUCCGCAGGGACCCGACGGACCCCCGGGUGGCCGGCCUCCAGACCAUCCCCACGGCGACCGGACGGCGGCUCCUGGUGUCCGGCUGGUGGGGGCUGGUCCGUCACCCCAACUACCUCGGGGACCUCAUCAUGGCCCUGGCCUGGUCCCUGCCCUGCGGCGUCACCCACCUCCUGCCCUACUUCUACGUCCUCUACUUCACGGCCCUGCUGGUGCACCGCGAGGCCCGCGACGAGCGCCAGUGUCUGCGCAAGUACGGCCUGGCCUGGCGCGACUACUGCCGGCGCGUGCCCUACCGCAUCCUGCCCUACGUCUACUGAGCGCCGCGCCCGCUCCCGGGGACCCCGGCCGCGGCGCGCCCCGCUCGGGCUUCCCCCCGAGUCUCGAUAAAGAGCGUGCGCUCCUUGG